Messenger RNA from Trichoderma atroviride IMI 206040, 1704 nucleotides. NCBI's taxonomy places the organism in Eukaryota, Fungi, Ascomycota, Sordariomycetes, Hypocreales, Hypocreaceae. The record is from RefSeq and is a predicted model, not a curated record.
AUGAGCUCAGAUGCUCCUGUUGACCAAGCCCAACUAUCAGCAACAGAAAAGCACGAGGAAGAAAUUCAGGUUGCCCAGCCGGAGACGUUCAAGCACUCAUGGCGAGUGUGGUGUGUCUUCCUUGUUCUAUGUCUGCUAUCCUUCAUUUCUGCCAUCGAUGCCACCAUCGUCACCACUUCCCUACCAACCAUCACGCGCGACAUUGGCGGUAGUAAAGAGUACGUUUGGAUCGUCAAUUCAUUUCUCUUUACGUCGACGGUGCCGCAGCCACUCUUUGGACAAAUCUCCGACAUAUUUGGCCGGAAGAAUCCCAUGAUCUUUGCCAUCGCUCUAUUUGCCAUAGGCAGUGGGCUCGCCGGUGGUGCCCAGAGUCCUGGGAUGCUUAUCGCUGCUCGAACCAUCCAGGGUCUCGGCUCAGGAGGGCUUUAUGUGCUCUCCGACAUCAUUGUUUGCGACAUGGUCCCUCCCAGGCAUCGCGGCCCUUACCUGAGUGCCAUCCUUUCCACUGCAGCCAUUGGAACGACUAUUGGGCCUAUCAUUGGUGGUGCGCUGGCAUUGAAGAAUUGGAGAUGGAUAUUUUGGUUGAACCUCCCAGCAUCGGGACUUGGUUUUCUCGCCAUUGUCCUCAUUCUCAACGUCAAAUAUAAGCGCAGCCCAACCUGGCGCCAUGCUCUCGCUCGAGUUGACUUCCUCGGCAACGCCAUCUUCGUCCCGUCCAUGGUAAGCAUAUUCUUUGGGCUGAUUAUGGGCGGCACGCGUGGCUAUCCGUGGAAAUCUUGGAGGAUAAUCUUGCCACUUGUCCUUGGAGUCCUUGGCUGGAUCACAUUCCAUAUACAUCAAGCCUCGUCAAUUUGUCGAGAACCAAGCAUGCCGCCUCGGCUAUUCAAGCACCGAACAUCGUCUGGGGGGUUCAUCAUCAUCUUUCUAGGAGCAGUUAUCCUCCAAGCCGUCAACUAUUUCUUACCCGUCUAUUUCCAGGGAGUGAAGGGAGUAACGCCUUUGAUGUCAGGUGUUUAUUUCUUGGCUUUUGCUCUCGCCAUCAUGCCGUUUGGUGGAAUGGCCGGAGUCUUCAUGUCCAAGACUGGUCUAUAUAUACCUCUGCAUUGGUUAGGAUUCGCACUCAGUGCCAUCGGCAUUGGCUUGUUCUCGACAUUGGAUGAAAAUUCCUCUCGAGCGGCGUGUAUUGGCUAUCAAGUAAUUGCUUCGGGUGGUACUGGCAUCAUCUUCACAGCCACAUUGCCUUCUACACUGGCGGCGCUUCCCGAGUCAGAUGUGGCCGUUGCGACCGGUACCUAUUCCUUUGUGCGGUCAUUUGGGCUUGUUUGGGGUGCUACCAUGGCUUCUAUCGCUUUCAAUGGAGAAAUCAACUCUCACAUCGAUUCUGUCAGCGACCAAACAAUACGCAAUUUGCUUAUAGAUGGUGGUGCAUACGCGUAUGCUGCGGUACAACAUGGUGGCAUAUCCGACUUACCAGAGCCUAGCCGAGAUCAGGUAAUUAAUAUUUAUGUAAGGGCUCUCAGGGUAGUCUGGUGGAUUGUCACAUCUAUUUCUGUAUUGGGAUUUUUAUGCACCUUUAUUGAGAAACAUGUUGAACUUCGCAAAAGCCAUUCCACAGAAUAUGGGCUCGCGGACAAGGAAUCUACCACGAAUAGUCUGGAAAAAGGCGGGGAGCAAGUGGUAUCAACUGUAUCUGAAAACACCUGA